AUUUGGAUAAAUUCAUAAACAACUUGGAACUCCAACUUAAAUCAGAGGUGGAUCAAUGCAUGUAUUCAAACAGGUCACUGGCCCUGUUCAAUUUAGAGAUUCCCCUAAGACAGCAGACAGAGGUAAUAUGACAUCUCCACCACUCCUGGAUGCCAACCCUAUGGAGAACCCAGCACUGUUUAAUGACAUCAAGAUUGAGCCCCCAGAAGAACUUCUGGCUAAUGAUUUCAAUGUGCCCCAGGUGGAACCAGUCGAUCUCUCCUUUCACAAACCAAAAGCUCCUCUCCAACCUGCUAGCAUGCUGCAGGCUCCAGUGCGUCCUGUCAAGUCACAGCCUGCUCCCCAGGCCCUUGUAGUAUCCACUUCAACAUCUGACACAAGCACUUCGGCAAACAUUCCUACAGUUCUGACUCCAGGCUCUAUCCUGGCCCCUCAGGGCACUGGAAGCCAGCAAAUCUUACAUGUGAUUCACACCAUCCCAUCAGUCAGUCUGCCAGAUAAGCUGGGUGGCAUGAAGACCAUCCCAGUGGUGGUGCAGUCGCUGCCCAUGGUCUAUACUACUUUGCCUUCAGAUGGGGGCCCCGCAGCCAUUACAGUCCCACUCAUUGGAGGAGAUGGCAAAAAUGCUGGAUCAGUGAAAGUUGAUCCCACCUCCAUGUCUCCACUGGAGCUUCCAAGUGACAGUGAAGAGAGUGCAAUUCAGAGUGGAUCCUCAACCUUAAGGAGUAUUCAGGGACUACAGCAAGAACCAGCAGCAAUGACCCAAACGCAGGGAGAAGAGUCCCUUGACUUGAAGAGAAGACGGAUUCACCAGUGUGACUUUGCAGGAUGCAGCAAAGUGUACACCAAAAGCUCUCACCUGAAAGCCCACCGCAGAAUCCAUACAGGAGAAAAACCUUAUAAAUGCACCUGGGAUGGCUGCUCCUGGAAAUUUGCUCGCUCAGAUGAGCUCACCCGCCAUUUCCGCAAGCACACAGGCAUCAAGCCCUUCCGGUGCACAGACUGCAACCGUAGCUUUUCUCGCUCUGACCACCUUUCCCUGCACCGCCGUCGCCAUGACGCUAUGUGAGCAAUACAACUGCACUGGAAGAACUGCCCUGUUCUCUUUCUUGUGUGUAUGCUGAGGUCAUGAGCAUCCUUGCCUCUGUGCUAGGGUUGGAGCAGCUCACUGAACUAGGUUGAUGAAGCUGGAGGAAGAGAUAGCUGGAAUCCCAUAGAGGAGACCUCAUAUUCCACCUUCACCUCUCCACUGACCAGUCCCCAAUUUUUUCAACCUCUAUAUGGGUUGAAUUCCACUGUGGCACCAAUGGUUGCCCCCUUACCCUUAACUUCUGGUCUUCCUGCUCGGAGAUAAGACAUUGUCCUACCAUAGCAAAACAGGAAUCAACUCAAGGCUGUGAACAAAUAAGCUGCUUUUCCCUAAUAUUUUUCUCUUGUUUUCUAUAAUUCUUAUCCAUAUAUUUUGAAUCCAUACUGAAAAGUGAAUGGUAGUGUACUAAGAUACUGUUUUCUCAAAAUCUCAGUAGAAGAGCACAUAACAAUCUAGCAAGUUGAAAGAUUUGCAGGAAUUUGUGUCCUAAUUGUAGGGCAUAUUCUCAAAGUAAGCUGAAUUCCAUACCAAACUCAAAGGUUCUGUAAAUACAAUCUUAUUUGUUUUUACUGUUUGGUUUUCAGGCAGUGCUGGUGCCUCUGCUGAAUUCCAUGGAAAGGGGUGAAGGGGUCCUUGUCCUCAUUGUCUUCCUCAUUCUCUUUCAGGAUUAAAGACUUUGUGACACAAUCACAUGCUUUGUUAAAAUGAAUUUGAAAAAAUAUUCAAAACACACACAGUCAUCCCAGUAAGGAGAAAAGUGUUCUAGGAGACAAGGAAUAGACCCAGGAUCAUCCUGAAAACAAAGGAGUGUAACAUUGGAUAGUAUAUCAGAAGUGCUGUAAUCACAAACCUCUUUCAAAUGGCAGUCUGUUGAGACAGUGUCUUCAAAGACUGCACUGUACUUUUUAUUCUUUUGUUUCUAUAAAACAGUUGUUACAUGUUAUUGCAUGAUGAGAAAGCAUACACUGAGGUCGUGUUCUACAGAGGUGAAAGUUUGGAUAACAAAUCUUUUCAUUCUGUGUCAUUAUUAUUAGCAUGCAGCCUGGUAUUUCAAAUGGAAUAUAAGAGGCUUCCAGGGAAAACUGAAAUAUAAAAAACAAUUUGAUGGUCUGCAACUGAUAUGAACACCUAAGCCAUUCUUUUAGCCAUUAAUGACAUAUUGUUUAAUAUAUACAUUUGGUUAAUCAGACUGUUUCAAAUAGUCUCUGGACCAUAAUAAGCUCUUUGUUCCAGGCCUGAACUUCAGAUCUACGUCCACAUGACAUAUUUCCUCUCUGGAGAGGUUGUGUGUAAUGGGGGGAAGGAAGUGGAUGGGUGUGAAUGAGAGUUUCAAAACAUAAUUUUGGAUUCAACCUCUUUUAAAAUUUGUUUUCAUGUUGAAUCCUCUAUUCCUUGGAAGACAUUCUGCAAGUUGCUGCUUGAAUAAUUUAGAUUACUUCCUCCCAAAUAAAUAUAUUCUGACUAAUUCAUAAAAUUCUAGCAUUAAGAAAAGAUUCCAUCUAAUCCUAUCUAUCAUUCAUAUUUUAUCGAUGCAACAAAUAUGUGUCAGAUUCUUCCCAUUCAAUUAUGUUACAAUGAACAUUCCCCAGGUAUUUCAUUGAGGCCUUAUAAACUUGCACACGCAGUCUCCCAGAGACCACAUUUUCAUUUUAAAACCAAAUAUUUUUUCACUUGAUUGGCUGCAACAUUUAUCCAACUUUAUAUUUUAAGCUUCAGAAAACUUUAGUGAAUAAAACACACUUGUGAUUGAUAUAUGCCAUUGAGCAUGCACUUUCUUUACUAUAACACUUUCUUAUGUUAUCUCAAACCUCACCAACCUCAUUUCAAUUUAGCAAUGUCUUUCCAGGCCAUAAACUCCCAAUAAUUCAUGGUCUUUCCAAAUCUUUUAAAAUGAUAUGUGGAAUUUUGCCAUUAUCAUUGUUAUUUUGCAGUGGGAUAGUCUCAAAUUUUUGGUGUAGAACUUCCACACUCUAGAAUAAUUGCUAAACCACUAGAAAAUAUGUAAGAUUAAUCUGUCAAGGGCAAUUUUAUAUAGCUUAAAUUAUUCCUGUUUCUUUUGAUAGCAAGAUAUUGUUAAUGGUAAAUUGCCAUCAUACAUUGAUUUACGCUAAUAAUUGAAUGGCUGAUACAAGAUUUUACAGUAGAGUACCAGAGCUUACUAAUUUUCUCUAAAGUUUGAAUUCUGAAACUCCUUUUUCAGUUUAUAAAUGAAAUCUGCUUCUCAGACCUCAGAAUAUUUGCAUUGUAGCCUAUGAUUUAUUUAUAAAUAAAGGCUAUCAAACAUACUAUUGUACUAACUAGGAUAAUAAUAUUAGGAUUCCAAGUCAGGAUUCCAAAUUCAGAUUCCAAUUAUUUCUAAAUUCUUUAAUAAAUAUGUCAAAAUACUAAGAUUAUGUCAUAAAGCAUAGUGAUUCAAAUAUAGUAGAACUUACAAAUAGUGCGGAAUCACAUAGAAUUUUGCUAUACAGACGCUGAGAUUCAAAGGACCUAAAAUUAUCUCUUUCAUAUUGUUUUGUACUUAUUUUAAUUUAUCUGUUCACAUCAGCAAAGCCUCAUUAUGUGGAGAGUUGCCUCAGGCAUAGAAAAAGCCUUGUUAGCUAAAGUUGAAUAAUAUCCUGGUGUUGGUUACAGAGAAAUUUCUCUACCUGUAGAUGAUUAGUAGUUGAGAAUAGCUAUGAUGGUUAUAAUUGCAAGUUUUAGAGAAAACUGUAAAGAGUGUGAACUGGUGGGUAUAUUUGAUGGAGUCCAUUAUGAGUAAGAAGGAAAGGUUUGUGAGACUACUUUUUAAAUAAACUUUAAAAAUUUUAGAAUAGUUCUAAAUUUACAGAAAUAAUUCAAAGCUAAAACAGAG
Molecule: messenger RNA, 3941 nt
Organism: Condylura cristata (star-nosed mole)
Lineage: Eukaryota; Metazoa; Chordata; Mammalia; Eulipotyphla; Talpidae
Gene: KLF8
Product: Kruppel-like factor 8
Exons: 5
Coding region: 56-1069 (337 amino acids)
Biological process (GO): regulation of transcription by RNA polymerase II
Molecular function (GO): RNA polymerase II cis-regulatory region sequence-specific DNA binding; DNA-binding transcription factor activity, RNA polymerase II-specific
Source: RefSeq, a predicted model, not a curated record